AUGGCGGGAGGCAACGCUGACAAGGGACAGCGAUACAUCACGUCCUUGGACCAGGCGCGAGCGCAAGGCAGAUGGGACGAAGUGCCUGAACUCAUAAGAAAGAUCAGAAAGCAUGCGCCAACACGCACCUGCGCUGUCCAAACCGCAACCGCGGAGUCUCAGGUUGUGGCCUAUCUCCAACAGAAGUCGUCCACCGAGAAGCCUUUGACCCCGAAUUUGACAGAGCUUAUUCCUGGCUUGCUCACAGUCAUCGACACCAAUGACGGGACACCUGAGGAGAUUUUGCAGGCACAGGUUUGCCUAGGAUGGAUUCAUUGGAUUCUGAGCGAGCCGGCUCUGGCUGUCGAACGCUUACCACAAGACCUUGUCAAGUCUUUGGCAGAAUUUUCCGCUGCAGGUCAAAAUCCAUCCUCAUGGACAGAAAUCUGCUUGGUCAGAGGUUGUUAUAUCAAAGGUGCUGCGCAAGUUGCGAUCACCGGAAUGGACGAAAGCCUGGAGACAUUUGCGGCCCUGUCUACAUGGCUCAGCGACGGAAGACUAGGCUCAAGCAACCCUCAAUUCCUGAGCUGGGCGGAGGCUUUAUUGUCGAAGGGUGCAAUUAUGGCCAGUGAUGAGACUCAAGCAAACUCUCCAGACUCUGAGACCAGACAUGUGGAGAUUGCACUUCGACUUUUCCGAUUAUGGGCUGCUCUACCUGCGGUCAAGCAAGGCUUGCCCCCUCAAAAGCCAUCCUAUCUUGAUGCGCCCGCACCGCAUUCGCGGUGCAUUGUGUGGAAGGCGUACUAUGGGCUUCUCACAACUGUUCUCCAAGACGGGCUCCCAUAUACGGCAUCUCGCGAAGGCAAUGAACGGCUCCAGCUGGCUAGCGAAAUAAGACGUGUAGAGUUCAUUUGCGAGAAUAGCGUCAUCCGAGACGCGACAUUCCCCAACGCGAGCUCCGACAACGCUGAGAUCGAAACUUGGGUGGAAAAAGUGAUUGCCAAUUGGGAGAUUAUGUGUGGACCUCACUGGCAGGAUCACGAUCUGGGCGAAGGCGGCCAGGUUGCCAUGGGACGGAAUGUCUUGGACAUUCUCUACCGGGCAGCAUCAAAGACUUAUCACUCUCAUUUGAUUUUACGACGUCUUUUCCACGUCCAUUCGGCUCUCACAGAUUUUGAACUUGCGAUUCAGGCUUUGGAUUCAUACAUCGACAUCGUCACCGGUGCGAUGAGUCGUGCGGAAAAGGGCGCUGAGUAUGGUGAAUUGGAGAAACCUGAAACAUUUUUGCAGACUCUCUCGGAAGGAGUGGUUCUGUUGAGUUGUCUUGGGUCAUUUGACGAGGCGGAAAAGGCGAAGAGCUUGACAGAGCUUAUCAGGAGUCACCUCGAGAAGCAUGGCAUGGAUAUCUUGCCAGAAUCAUCAGAUCAAACCCUGAUGAUCACCGAGCGUAAUGCGCCCUCCCAAGCAUCCUCGAUUGAUCCGGUCAUUCUAGCCUCAACUUACCGGGCGGUUGGGAUUGGGCUUGCUAAUUGGGCAAAUUUCACUCCCCAGAAUGAGGCUCGAGACGAAAUUCGCAGUGAAGCUGUGGACUACCUGAUGAAGAGUGCAUCACCUUCCUUGGGAAAGACUAUGGAUUAUUCAACUCUUUACACGUUGUCCCUUGUGCUCGCUGAGAACCGUGACUUAGACACCGCGAUUGAAUACGUGAAGUCCGCACUUACUUCCCAUGGAUGCUCCGAAACUACGGAAGACUACUCAAGAGAGCGCGACCUCCUUCCUAUGUGGCACCUGCUCGCACUUCUUCUGAGCGCGAAAAACGAGUUUGACAUAGCUGAGCGCUCAUGUCAAGCUGCUUUCGAUCCGUUGCCCUCUGAGCUGCUCGGCAAGAGCUAUGGGGACAGGUCGGCAGACAAGCGCUUGUCUAGACCUUCGUCCAAUCCGAAAGAUCGAGAUGGUACGCCAAGCCGGCCAUUUGUGAGUCGUUUGCAUAGUCGAGAAAAAGAGCGAAUGCUGCAACUUCGCAUAACCCAGCUUUCAUUUGUGGAGGUCAUGGAAGGGCCUGAAGCUGCUGUGAACCAAAGUGGUCAAUUGCUGCAUCUUUUUGCCACUUUGUUCCAUGAUCUGAACCUCGAUAGCAAUGAUACCGAGCCCAAAGCUGACCAAUUGGUGCCACCUAAAAGCUCCGCGGGUACGACACGGAGUUUCAGAGGAAGCAUUUUCAGUCGGCAUCGCGCAUCCCAUUUGAACGAUCGCCGGGCUGAAUCCUCAUUGUCCGCAAUCCCACCAGUGCCUCCCAUCCCAAAUGGAAUGGCUGGCGCUGGAGAUGCACCCAGCAUUCAGAUCACCCGCGAAGAGCGUGACGGCCGAGGUAGCCCUUCAACCCUAGGCAGGUCCGACUCGCAUAAGGUGAAAAAGCGUGCCAGCAGCAUUCUCAAGCACGAGAAACCGCGCAAUGAAGAGCAUCCUCCGUUGCCCACCGGACCGAUGAACGCGGACACAGUAGACUUCGCUGUUUCUGCAGCUCACUCGACCCAGGCGACAGCACAUCCUGUUGGGAUGGAGCAAUCCUCACAAGCAGUUGCACACAGUAUGCCCGUUCGACAAAAGCCAGUCUCGGCUGGUCACGAUUAUAACUCACACUUGCACGAUGUUCGGCUUCCGCGCUCUCAUCGAUUCAAUUCCCCCACAUUUGCUUCGAUGAAGUUCUCACAUGCUCGAUCCCAAAAACAUGCUCUGGGUCUGCUGGUUCAGAUAUGGCUUGUCAUUGCAGGAUUGUACCGCCGAGCGGGCUUGUUUGAUGACGCACGAGAGGCCUGUCAAGAGGCCUUGAAGCAAGCAUCGCGUGUGGAAACACUGACUGCGUCCUUUGAAUCUUCCGCUCGAGCCUUUAGCAAGCGUGGCUGGGACAACGCCAAGAGCUCUGAUGAGCUUUGGGCUGACGUUCUCACUGAGCAAGGGCUACUGUCACAGAGCCAAUCGAAGCCGCAUCAAGCGAUGAAGAUCUUUGAGGAGGCCCUGUUACGCUGCCCUGAUCAUCCGACGGCGACAAUCGCGCUCGCCAAUUUGCUUCUGGAUCUAUGGGAUCAGAAGUUGCCACUGGAGUCAUCAAAUGCAGAUGUUGAUUUGACACUUUCUCGCCUGUCUCUUCUGUCAAUAUUACCGAAGCCCAAGAUUGCAAACGCCAUCUCAAUUGACGAAUUGAAAAGACCCGCAUCCGAGUCUUCCUCUCGCCCAGGGACUGGAUCUCCGCCGCACGACGUUGAUCCCAAACAUUUACAUCGCUUGGCAGCCCGAGACCGCGCCUACGGCCUGCUUUCGUCUUUAACAAAGCUCGGCAGUUCGUGGGACAACUCUGAUGCUUGGUUCGCAUUGUCACGUGCCUACGAGGCCGGCGAGCAGAUCGACAAACUAAAGGAUGUUCUAUGGUGGUGUAUAGAACUUGAGGAUCGCCGCCCUAUCAGGCACUGGUCUACUCUUGGUUCGGGUCUUUACGUGCUCUAG
Molecule: messenger RNA, 3480 nt
Organism: Penicillium diatomitis
Lineage: Eukaryota; Fungi; Ascomycota; Eurotiomycetes; Eurotiales; Aspergillaceae
Exons: 5
Coding region: 1-3480 (1159 amino acids)
Molecular function (GO): protein binding
Source: RefSeq, a predicted model, not a curated record